GUUACGUUUUUUUCUUUUUUAUUACCCCACCUCACUCCUCUUUCUAGCAUUUACUCGCUCACUCUCUCUCACUGAAGUUUGUGGGUUGAACUUUUAAGCUGUCUGGCAGCGCUUCACUGGUAGCUGUGAAACAAAACACAGCCUCUGUCUGGGAGUAAGGAAAAGAGAGGAAAAAAGGAAAGAGAGUGGAUGAGCAAGAAAAAGAGAGAGAGGGAGAGCAAAAGGGGAUCAGGCGAAAGAAUAAGUGGGCGAGACAGAUCCAGCAGGAGCUGGACAGAGACAGAUCAAGGCAGACAGGAGAAUGUCUCACCGGUUGCGGUUGUAUUUUGGCUCUGGUCGCAGCAAUACUGCGCCCGAGUUGGAGCAGCUGAAUUGGUCGGCAGAGAACAGAGAUGUGAAUGCUACCAGUAACUGGAGAAGCUACAACGGCGCUGGAGCCAUGAUGUUCCAUACACAGUCGCAAAAUGGAGGACAUGCUGAGAACCCAGAGUCGGGAACGGAUGACGUUUCUGAUGCCUCCCUGAAACGAAGUUCUUCCAUGUUUAUCCCACAGCUCCAGGGUCAUACCGAACCACGGACAACCAGGAGCACUUCCAUGCAGAUAUCUCUCCAACGUUCAUCUGGACCGCAAGAAGACGCAUCAUCCCUCGAUCCUCCUCCAGGAUAUCCCCAGGACCCAGCUCCAGCCUACACUGAACCUGAAGAUGACUGGCUUUUACCUCCACCUCCAGCUUACCACAGAGCGGUUAACCCAUCCUACCACAGUGUUGAACAAAGUCAACCAGGCACUGAUGCCAUCCAGCCUAAAAGACGAGUGUUUUGUGUACGGCCAUGUGAUGGGCAAAAUGGUUUUGCCAGAAUGGGUGCACACAAUGAAAACCCCCAAGGGAUUACAAUCAAUGGUUUCAGUAUUCAAAGAAGAUCUGCAGAUGGCUCAGAUGUCCAACAGUUAAGGAUUAUGCCAUACGGCAAGGAUGGUCAAAACGGCCCAUGCCGCCGCUGGUCUGUCCAGCAAAGCGCGGACGGAGGUCCUGGCACCCAAAGACUUGUUUUCCAACUUCAACAGGAUCAAGGAAACCACGCAAACACUAAGUCUCAAGCUGAAGGGGCUGAAUUAAAAGGUUGCCGUAUGAUGCGAUACCCUCAGAUUCGACUGGAGAGGAGUACUUCACAACCGUUACAACCCAGAGGGGUUCCUGCACGCCUCGGUUCUAUGCCGGACCUUCAUGCCCCAAUCUCGGAAAUGGAAACCGAGAGUGAGAUCGUUCAGAAUAGAGCUCAAGGCUGCACAUUCAAGAUUAAGAAGGAACAAAACUCCCGACAGCCCAGAUUUAAGAUCUAUGUCAGCCAGGGAGGAGAAAACGGCCCCGUUACUAACCGGGAUAUUAGCUUUGGAAAGGUGCCUACCUGCAUCAGUCCACAGGCUCAAAUUGGUCACGAUCGUUCCAAGAAUGGGCUUUUCAACUUGGGUCAGACCAGAGAUGACUUCCUUGGGCAGGUGGAUGUACCUCUCACCCAUUUACCGACGGAGGACCCUGCGAUGGAGCGCCCGUACACGUUUAAAGACUUUCUGCUGCGUCCAAGAAGUCAUAAGUCUCGGGUGAAAGGUUACCUGAGGCUAAAGAUGGCCUACCUGCCAAAAAAUGGAGGUCAAGAGGAAGAGACCACUGAGAUGAGGGAAGAGGCUGAGGCCUGGGAGGUGACAGAUUCCACCGAUCCGGGAUCACAAAGACCACAGCACCUUCUGCCUCCGAUGCCUCCCGGUUGGGAAGAAAAGGUGGAUAACCUGGGUCGCACCUACUACGUCAACCACAACAACCGCACCACGCAGUGGAAGAGACCCAGUAGUGUGGAUGUGGUCUCGGAGACGGAAAAUGAUAAUAACUUGCGGCAGAUUAACCAGGAAGCCCACAGAGUUUUCCGCUCGCGACGGCACAUCAGCGAAGACCUGGAAAAUGAGCAGCUGGACAUCAGAGACAUAGACGACUCAUGGGAACCCAUAUCAGAAGAGGAUCCUGCUUUACUGAGCGAAGGACUGAAUCACUCUCUGUCCGGUCCUCCUUCACUGGCCAUGCCCCUCUCCAGCGCUCCAGAAUUCUCCGAUGAGAUCAGCCUUAGAUUAUCUCUCACUCCAGACACGAACGGAGAGAUCCCUGGACCCAGCUCUGCUGUGCAGGGUCAUCUCUCCUCACGUCUUCGCUCGUCGAGCAUGACCGAUGGAGUCAGUGAUCCAGCUCAACCUCCAACACCAACGAACUCGCAGCCUCGACGAACACGAGCUCAAACAGUCACAGGCGUUGAGGACGCUAUGUCUCCAUCGGCUAACUACACCUUGACUACGCCGGGCCUUCCUCCAGGCUGGGAAGAACGCAAGGAUCCCAAAGGACGAACUUACUACGUUAACCAUAACAACCGCAGCACCACCUGGACACGACCCAUACUGCAGCUCACAGAAGAUGGAGCCAGUACCUCAGCUGCAGCAGUGGGUGGCGCUGCAGCAGUGGAUGGCGCUACAGCGGCCACGCCCCCCUCUUCCACCCCUUCCUCCUCCAGCGGCCAUCUAAGUGAACCCCAAGUGCGCAGACCCCGUAGUCUCAGUUCCCCCACCGUCACGCUUUCUUCCCCGAUAGAGGGAGCCAAUAACGUCCCGGUACGGCGAGCCGUAAAGGACACAUUUUCGAACCCCCAGUCCCCGCAGCCUUCACCCUACAGCUCACCCAAAUCCCAGCACAAACCAAACCACAGCUUCCUACCCCCCGGCUGGGAAAUGAGAAUAGCUCCCAAUGGACGUCCAUUCUUCAUUGACCACAACAACAGAAUCACCACUUGGGAAGAUCCACGUUUAAAGUAUCCCGUUCACAUGAGGACAAAAGCAUCUUUAGACCCUGGUGACCUCGGCCCACUUCCUCCAGGGUGGGAAGAGCGAGUGCAUGCUGAUGGGAGGACCUUCUACAUUGACCACAACACCAAAAAGACGCAGUGGGAAGAUCCUCGACUGCAGAGUCCUGCCAUCACAGGACCUGCCGUGCCGUAUUCCAGAGAAUUCAAGCAGAAGUACGACUACUUCCGAAAGAAGUUAAAGAAGCCGGCAGAUAUUCCUAACCGCUUUGAGAUGAAGCUUCACAGAAAUAACAUCUUUGAAGAGUCGUACAGGCGCAUCAUGUCUCUGAAAAGACCGGACACGUUGAAGGCUCGUCUGUGGAUUGAGUUUGAAUCAGAGAAGGGUCUGGACUAUGGAGGUGUGGCCAGAGAAUGGUUCUUCCUACUCUCCAAAGAGAUGUUUAAUCCGUAUUAUGGGCUAUUCGAAUACUCUGCCACAGAUAACUAUACACUUCAGAUCAAUCCAAACUCUGGCCUUUGCAAUGAGGAUCACCUCUCAUACUUUAAAUUCAUUGGACGGGUGGCUGGGAUGGCCGUUUAUCAUGGCAAGCUAUUGGAUGGUUUCUUCAUUCGACCGUUUUACAAAAUGAUGCUGGGCAAGCAGAUAACACUGAAUGAUAUGGAGUCAGUGGACAGUGAAUACUACAACUCUCUGAAGUGGAUUCUGGAGAACGACCCAACAGAACUGGACCUACGGUUUUGCAUUGAUGAGGACAAUUUUGGACAGACAUAUCAGGUGGAUUUGAAGCCAAGCGGUUCAGACAUGGUUGUCACCAAUGACAACAAAAAGGAGUACAUCGACUUGGUGAUUCAGUGGCGGUUUGUGAACAGGGUUCAAAAGCAGAUGAACGCCUUUUUGGAAGGUUUUACCGAGCUCAUUGCCAUUGACUUGAUAAAGAUUUUCGAUGAAAAUGAACUGGAGCUGUUGAUGUGCGGUCUGGGAGACGUGGAUGUUAAUGACUGGAGACAGCACACCAUCUAUAAAAACGGUUACUGUCCCAAUCACCCCGUGAUCCAGUGGUUCUGGAAGGCUGUGUUGUUAAUGGAUGCAGAGAAGAGGAUCAGACUUCUGCAGUUUGUCACCGGAACUUCCAGAGUGCCAAUGAACGGCUUUGCUGAACUCUAUGGUUCCAAUGGGCCGCAGUUGUUUACUAUAGAGCAAUGGGGAACACCUGACAAACUCCCUCGAGCUCACACGUGCUUCAAUCGUUUGGAUCUCCCGACUUACGAGUCGUUUGAAGACCUGCGGGAGAAGCUUCUGAUGGCGGUGGAGAACGCUCAAGGCUUCGAGGGCGUUGACUAAGGAAGCUCCAUUUAUAAUCACACGAUCUCCUAAUGCAACCUUCGAGCAGAGACUUGUACAACACACACUUAUACUCACAUACACACACUCUCGAGUUGCCAUUGUACAGCCAGAUCUCAGCAGCCGCAGGCGUGUGAUGUCACACAGUAUAUGCAUGUAUCCGUCUAGCUGGAACGCCAUUGGCUGUGAACCCGUUUGCGAGACGCCAAACAACUCUACGAACCAUUUCUCCUCCAACACUUUUUUUUUAAAUUACACUUUGAGGCCAAAGUAGUGUUGCAUUAUUUACAGUAACGGUAAAAGCUCAGAUACACUUCAGUGUUCGGACUGGCCUAGGUGGGUGUGGCCUCGUAGUGGGUGUGGCCUUGAUAAAGCAUUAGAACCAUUGCGACCAAUCCCGUUUCUUGCCAACGUAAUGUAACGAAGAAGCAACAAUGAACUGUCGUCUUAUCAGGUCUUAUUACCACCAGAUUACCUUAGGAAUUACAGCCAGGAUGAAGGGCGCUACGUCAUCCUCACUUCAAUUCUGUCAACAACGCCAAGUUUCCCCUUUCUUCCUCGAGGAUUAUUUUUUUAUCUUCUUUUGCAAUGCGACAGGAUGUUGAUAAUUGUUUUUAAUAGUUUAUUAUCGCUGUUAAUAUGAUCGUUCUUAUCGAGUAAACGGAUAUUUGUACCAACAAUGUGGUUUACUAUUUUAAAAACAAUGUUAUCGCAAAUGCAUCAGUGGCCUGUCCAUAUCCAUAUCAUUGUGGGUAAAAAACUAACAUAAAAUAACAUGAUCAUCAUCAUGGUUAUUGUAUUGCUAUCAAACUGGCAUGAACAUGUAUCUUGUGUUUCAAUAUGAUUACGUAGUAAUUAUAAAACUAUUCUUCUUGGUUGAAAGUAAGAUCGUCACAGAUAAACAUGGACAUGCGUUUGACAUGUAAAUUAGUUUGUGAGAAUGGGUUUUCUUAAACUGUAAUAAAUAUUGUUCUUAAUUAUGAUUAUACCUGUUCAUAAUGCUGUAAAUGAGUUUGUUUUGGGGUAAGGAAUGGUUGCAUUCUUUUACUGUGUAUGUGUUAAAUCUGUCGGAAGUAUUAAUAUGAAAUGCAAGAGUGAAGCUAUCUUAAAAGCGCUGUGAUUCAAACACUGCAAGUCUCGCAGUAAACUUUCUUUCUUAGUCCUUCUUUCUUCUAACACCACUGAACCUAAACGGGCACUUUAUUGAUCAUGUCACCUUUUUUGUGAACUUGAAUGUGAUUCUGUAAUAUUUCGUUUCUUUAAUGACACUCGGUUACUUGGUGCAAUAUCUCUGCCUGCCGCUAACACAUCUGCCAUCUAGCAGGGACGUUCAGAUAAUAGCUUAUCCCUACAGCUGAUCUGGAGUCAGCUUGCCUGCUCAACCUACAGUAUAAUGAUCAAGCAUGGAAUAGGUUGAGUUUGCAGCUGUUCCUGGAUCAGAUUGGUAGAAGUGAGCUCCACAUUGAGUAAGACUUCAGACUGGUUCUGUUUAUACUUUCUGUUCUUCUGCCUCCCACCUCACUCACACAUUUCGGGCCGCUUUAAUCUGAAUUCGGCUCCGUAGGUUUGUGAUAAUAUGAUUAUUGUUAUUGCUAUAAAUUACCCUUUCUUAUUUGUUUUUUAUUGAUGAGGAACAUUUACUUCGUCUUGGUUCCUGUUCACGGCAAGACUUCAAAAUAAACUGAUAAAUGGAAUCAGCCAGG
Paramisgurnus dabryanus is the source of this 5886-nucleotide messenger RNA. RefSeq names its product NEDD4 like E3 ubiquitin protein ligase (gene nedd4l). Gene Ontology annotation, molecular function: ubiquitin protein ligase activity; sodium channel inhibitor activity; protein binding. Gene Ontology annotation, biological process: regulation of dendrite morphogenesis; protein ubiquitination; ubiquitin-dependent protein catabolic process. The record is from RefSeq and is a predicted model, not a curated record. Gene Ontology annotation, cellular component: cytoplasm. NCBI's taxonomy places the organism in Eukaryota, Metazoa, Chordata, Actinopteri, Cypriniformes, Cobitidae.